Messenger RNA from Aureobasidium melanogenum CBS 110374, 468 nucleotides. Its product is annotated as catabolic 3-dehydroquinase 2. Bases 1 to 468 code for a protein of 155 amino acids. NCBI's taxonomy places the organism in Eukaryota, Fungi, Ascomycota, Dothideomycetes, Dothideales, Saccotheciaceae. Gene Ontology annotation, biological process: quinate catabolic process. The transcript has a single exon. The record is from RefSeq and is a predicted model, not a curated record. Gene Ontology annotation, molecular function: 3-dehydroquinate dehydratase activity.
AUGUCUAUCCUCAUCAUCAACGGACCUAAUCUCAACCUUCUCGGUACCCGGGAGCCUGCAAUCUAUGGCCACGAAACUCUCUCAGACGUCGAGAACACAGCAAAAUCCCUGGCCUCAUCACACGGCCUCUCACUAGAAACUUUCCAAUCCAACCACGAAGGCGCCAUCAUCGACCGCAUCCACGAAGCAGCUGGAUUUGGACCCCAAGGUGAUGGCCAAAGACACAUAGAUUGGAUCAUCAUUAACCCUGGCGCUCUGACACAUACUUCUGUGGGUUUGAGAGAUGCAUUGAACGGAGUCAGUAUUCCAUUUGUGGAGUGUCAUAUUAGUAAUGUGCAUACGAGGGAGGAGUUUAGACAUAAGAGUUUCUUGAGUGACAAGGCUGUUGCUGUUAUUGCUGGGUUGGGGACGUUUGGCUAUGAGGCUGCGGUGAACUUUGUGGCGAGGAAGAUCAAAGCUGGGAAGUAG